This is a messenger RNA of Poeciliopsis prolifica (blackstripe livebearer), 8531 nucleotides long. RefSeq names its product junctophilin 3b (gene jph3b). Lineage: Eukaryota; Metazoa; Chordata; Actinopteri; Cyprinodontiformes; Poeciliidae. Gene Ontology annotation, cellular component: endoplasmic reticulum membrane; junctional membrane complex; plasma membrane. The record is from RefSeq and is a predicted model, not a curated record. Gene Ontology annotation, biological process: regulation of synaptic plasticity. Bases 2925 to 5285 code for a protein of 786 amino acids. The transcript is spliced from 6 exons.
UUUAAAAAAAUUGUUUGAAACUGUUGCAUGCAUAAAUGAAUGAACAACAUGGUGAAAAUACUGAAAAAUAAAUAACCAGCCUUUAUACCUUUACUAACUUCUCCCUGUGGAAAUAAUCCCGUCAGAUUAACUAGAAAUCACCGUCAGGUAAAUAGAACAGCGUGAAACAUGUGAAGGCUUUUCCAUGAUGAGCCACAGGUGAUGCAGCACCUGUCUCUUUAAAAUAGCCGGAUUGUGCUAUUGAGCAGAGAAGGGGAGGGGGCGGUUUGGCGCCAGCUGCAUUGGAACAGUCCUCUGUACAGAGAGAGAGAGAGAGAGAGAGAGAGAGAGAGAGAGAGAGAGAGAGAGGGAGGAGGGGGGAGCCAUCCGGCCGUCAGAGGAGACUGGGAGCGGGGCAGCAGCAGCAGCAGCAGCAGCAGGCUGUGCGUCAGCCGGUGCUCCAUAGGGAAACAUGGAGAUGAGCAGGAGAGGACACGGAGCAACGCGGACCUCAUAGAUGGAUGUUGUUUCAUCAAAGCAGGCAACAACCAGGCAACCUGAAGGCAACCCACGCAGAGGAUAAACCACUUAUGGACGCAGUGGAUUAAACCUGCAUUCAGACUGAGAGGCAGAGAGAGGAGAGAAAUUCAUCAGUUUACUUCUUUAUCUUUUAUUGUCGGAGGGUGCGCACUGUUUCUCUCUCUGAGUGUGUGUGUGUGUGAGUGUGUGUGGCUGCAGAAGGUUGGAGACUGCAUUGGUGUUCAGCCUUCAAAGCUGAGUAUCUUUGUGCUUUCCCCCAUUUUCACUCUCCCUCCCGCAUGCAUUGUGCCGUAACACUCAAUAUGCAUGUGAGAAGGAAAAGACGAUGAGUCUGAAGUGAAACCCUUUUUCAUUUUUUUCUGGAUUUUUGGGAAUAAGCUAGGAGGAGAAAGUAUUUUUCCUUUCCUCAAAUGUUUUUUUUUGGAGGCCUUGACCGGGUUUGAUCCUCCGCAGGGAAACUUCUCGGCAUCAUCAGGUAGGAGGCGGCAGAACAAGUGGGCCUGAGUGGGAGGAAGAGUUUGUGUCGUAGACUGUCUGAUGGGUGAAACUCCAUCUGAGAGAGGAUAAUGGCAGCUCCGGGCCAACUCUGCUCCUCUCCCACCUGCAUGGGCUGCAGAGGACCCGGGAGGUGCUAGCCAAGCCGAUCUGAGCCGGAGGGAUGAUGGUGUGAUCAGGGUCCGGGUGGAAGACCCCUCUUUCAUCCUUCACCUCCUUUCAUUGAAAACAGAGGUGGGGCCUCCUUUUCCAGCCUCCUAACCCCCAAACCCACCAGUGGAGGUGUGCGAUACGCCAGAUUUUGGUAUUGAUCCAAUUAAAUACAGCUCCAGCAUCGCAGAUAUCGAUACAGAAACUGAUAUUUUUUAUUAAGUUCGAUAUGUCAUCAAAAUUAGUGUUUUUGUGAUUUUUUUCCCCCUUUAUUUUGUUAAAACCUUGGAAAGAAUUUGGGCCCCUAUAAAGGUGUGUGAUAACAUAUUGAUAUCGAUCUAAGUAAAUGCAGCAGCAGUAUUUCCGAUACAGAUACCGAUAUUUUUAUUAUUUAAGUUUGAUACUUCAGACUCAGACUUUGUGGGGUUUUUUCCUCCUUUGAAUUGUUUCAUUGAAACCUCGAACAGAAUUUGGACCCCAGUAAACAAUAACAUCAAUAAAUCAAAGUAAAUACAGCAGCACUACCGCCAAUAUCAAUACAGUUAUUGAUAUCUUUAUUAUCUAAGUUUGAUAUAUCAUCAAACUUCAUGUAUUUUUUCUCCUUUGAACUAUUUCAAUAAAACUUAGGACAUAAUUUGGACCCCAGUAGAAAUGUGCAAUAUGGCAUAUUUUUAUAUCAGUCUAAGGAAAUACAGUGGCAGUAUCGCCAAUACAGACACCGGCAAAAUCUAUAUUACCAAUAUUUUUAUUAUUUAAGUUUGAUACAUCACCAAACUUUGUGUUUUUGUGAGGGGUUUCCCCAGUUUUAAUGAUUUUGUUGGAACCUAGGACAGAAUUUGGGCAGUUUAUUUAGGGUUGCAAUGAUAAAUCGGCUUUAAUUUUCUUAAUUUUUAGAUAAUGUCGAUCAGACAAUACUUACAUUUGUAGACGAUCUCAUCCACCUAGACUAUUUAAUCAGUCACUGUCCUUGUUUUGAUCUGCUGUGAAAACGGUUAUCCUGACAGACCCAGAUCGGCCAAAAUUUGGAAUCUGCUGAUCUGACUUUUAAAGAUUAGCCAGAAAACUGCAAUCGGUGCAAACCUCUUUUUUCCCCUCUUUUAAUUAUUUUGUUAAAAUCUACGACAUAAUUUGGGGCACACCAAUAAAUAAAUAGGGGGCUGAAAAGUUGCCCCCACUUUCCUUAAUUUUUGGAGCUUGAUGAUUGGCUGAUCUUUUCUACCUUGACAAAAAUCAGCCACUCUUCCUCUGCUGUGAAAAAGGUUUGACUGGCAGACUGGUCCAUGGCUUCAUGUCUCCAGUUCACAGUAAUCUCCCCACUGCUACCAACUUAAUGACUUUUCUUAUUUUCUUUACCAACAUUUCAAACAAAAACAAAAAAACUGAUCUUGUUCAAAAUCAGAAUCAGUAGACCAGAGAUCAGUCAGAAAACUGCAAUCAGUGCUUUUGUGAUGUUUUUCCUUUGAAUUAUUCCCUUAAAAUAAAAUUUGGACAAAGUUGAUAACAGUCUACAAAAUUUAAUAACAUGAUAAACAGAAACUGUAGAAGAACAGAACAAAUCUGUGUGCAUUUUAGCUAAAUAAACAAAAUCUCUACAGUACGAAAAGAAUCGAUCUUAUCUGUCCGAUCUUAUCUGUAUUUUUUGGAUCGAUCCGCCCACCUCUGGCACCAACCUGCCCUUCUUUUUCCUCCCUCUCUUUUCUUUUUCUUUUCUCUUUCUUUUUGUCGAGGCUUCGGGGGAAUUGCCAAGAGCUGUUUCAUGCAUGUCCACUGGCGGCAGGUUCAACUUUGACGAUGGGGGGUCAUACUGCGGAGGGUGGGAGGAGGGCAAGGCGCAUGGCUACGGGAUCUGCACGGGACCCAAGGGCCAGGGCGAGUACUGCGGCUCCUGGGCGCACGGCUUCGAGCUGCUCGGCGUCUACACCUGGCCGAGCGGGAACACCUACCAGGGCACCUGGGCUCAGGGGAAGAGGCACGGCCUGGGCGUGGAGAACAAAGGCCGCUGGGUGUACAAAGGCGAGUGGACGCACGGCUUUAAGGGACGCUACGGCGUGCGGGAGAGCACCGGGACGAGCGGGAAGUACGAGGGGACGUGGAACAACGGGCUGCAGGAUGGCUACGGGACGGAGACGUACUCGGAUGGAGGAACAUUUCAGGGUCAGUGGGUCGGAGGGAUGCGUCACGGCUACGGCGUCCGGCAGAGCGUUCCAUACGGCAUGGCGGCCGUCAUCCGCUCUCCUCUACGCACCUCCAUAAACUCUCUCCGUUCUGGUUCGGAGCACAGCAACGGAACCGCGCUGCUGGACCGAACGGGCGCCCUGGUUCCGGGCCCGCCCACGGUUCCGGGAACUUUGACCACCAGCGUCUCCAUGUGCAGCACGGGCAGCAGCGGCAGCAGCCCAGCGGUGUCCCGCGGAGGCUUCGUGUUGACGGCGCACAGCGAGGCGGAGCUGCUGAAGGGGAAGAGGAAAGGAGGAUUGUUCCGGAGGUCCAUCCUGUCCGGCCUCAAGCUCAGGAAGUCCGAGUCCAGGAGCUCUCUGGCGUCGCAGAGGUCCAAACAGAGCUCGUUUCGCAGCGAGGCUGGGAUGAGCACCGUUUCCUCGGCUGCAUCGGACAUCAACUCCACCAUCAGCCUCGGAGACGCAGACGCGGAGUUAGCGGUCGCGGACGACGACGUUGACGCCACAGCGACGGAGACGUACUGUGGAGAGUGGAAGAACGACAAGCGGACCGGAUUCGGCGUGAGUCGGCGGUCCGACGGGCUGCAGUACGAAGGCGAGUGGCUGAGCAACAAGCGGCACGGCUACGGCUGCACCACGUUCCCCGACGGCACCAAGGAGGAAGGGAAGUACAAGCAGAACAUCCUGGUGAGCGGCAAGCGGAAGAACCUGAUCCCGCUCCGCGCCAGCAAGAUCCGGGAGAAGGUGGACCGAGCCGUGGAGGGGGCCCAGAAGGCGGCGGACAUCGCCCGGCAGAAGUCCGAGAUCGCUCUGUCCAGGACGGCUCAUGCUCAGGGCAAAGCCGAGGCGGCGGUGGGAGCCGCGCAGAAAGCCCACGAGGAGAGUCGGAUGGCGAGAGUCACCGCCAAGCAGUUCUCCCCGUCUUUCCAGCACCCUGGAAACGGGAUGGAGGUUCAGCGACCCAAACAUCAAGUUUCCAGUGAAGUUGAGGGUGAGGGCCUGUCGAGUAGUGCUGGCACCGCGGAAAGCCCAGAUCUCUACACAAAAAGUGUUGGAUCUGAUGACCCCUCCAACGAUGCCGUGACCCCCGACCUCAGCCCACCCUCCUCUUCACCUCCCCACACGCCGCCGCCGCCUGCCCGACCGUCCCAGCGAAGCAAAAGCGCCCGAUUCCACCGGCAGAGCGCCGUGGACCACGGAGACCGGGGGAAGGACGGCGGUGAGAAAGGGGGAGAAAGGGGCCACACGGAGAUUCAAGUGCUGAUGGAGGGAGGCGGCGAGGGAGGACUGAAGGCGGAGUAUCCACGCGCCAACAGCUGGAGCGAGGACAGGAAGAAGGGGGUGCUGUCGAAAGGAGGCGGCGGGAUCAGUAGCCGUGGAGGAAGCCGGACAAACGGGCACAAACACAGCUCCUCCAAUCACAAAUCGCGGGAGCAUGGCUCGUCCAAUCACAGGCAGACCAGGGGCGACAGGUGGACGGAGUCGUCUUCGUCCACGACUUGGACGUCUGGGCACAGGGGGACGCACAGCAGGGGGGGCCGGCUGCUGGAGCAGGACGAGGAAAAGAUCAGCAACUAUGAGAUGGAGAUGAAGCCUUUACAGCCCAGAGACUCCACUACCCACAAGCCCCAUGGGCACGGAGAGGAGCGGCACGGGCACGGAGAGGGGCGCUCCCACGGCGCACCGCGGCAGAGGCACAAGAACCGGGAAGGGAGGGACGGGGGCAAGGACUCGACACACAAGGGGGAGAAAAUGGAUCCGCGGCCUCUGCGACGAGACCUCACCCUGUCCCCGCCGCUGAAGUCCUCCCCCAUCGUCCCCGACCGGCAGGACCUCAGCCUCACGCCCGGCAAGGGGAACUCGGCCUACAGCUCCAUCCUGGUUGCCAUGGUGAUUCUGCUCAACAUCGGAGUGGCUAUUUUGUUUAUCCACUUUUUUAUUUAAAGGCGGCGAUGCUUUCAGAGGCAACUUACCUAUGCCAGAAACACGAUGAAAACCACCAGUAUUACAGCAAAUCUGCUGCCCCUCCGUGCGUCCCGGCCGACGGAAGACCCGGACCGAGGACCGGAGAGGGGGAACCGAGGCCAGCCGGGUCCGGUCCGGUCCGGUCCGGUCCGGUCCGGGAGGAGGAAGAGCUGAGGCCAAAGAAUAGGACAGCAGGUUGGUCCAGGGAGGAACCUGGACUUGUGUGACCCAAAUGGGUUGACUUGAACACGCAGACAGGACUGACGGACUUUUUCAUUGUCAAAUCAUAGUUUUCGACAGAUUUGUAACUUCAGAUUUAUUUAUUGAGUUUUUUUUCUUCCCAUGUGCAAUACGUUGAUGGUUGUAUUGUUUAUUUUUGCAGCCCACCCUCUUCUCUCUGAAACCCCUGCCUUUUACUUCCUCCACCUCCCCAGCGGCUGUUACUGAUGGUACAGGCGGUGAAACCAACCCGGGCGGCGAGUUCUCAUUUCACCUCGCGUUUCAUGCACUUGUGCAGGUGUGUGUGUGCAGGUGUGUGUGUGCAGGUGUGUGUGUGCAUGUGCGAGUUCUCCAAUUGCAUCCAGAGGUUGGCAGAGUACCACUACCUAUUUAUACGUUUUUACUCCAGUAAAAGUAAAAAGUAUUCAUCCAAGAAAUUACUCAAGAGGAAAGGUCUACUCAAGUAUGAGCAACUGAUCAAAUGAUCAAUCGUUUAAUGUUGAUGGACCAAAAUGUAAAGUUAAGUGGAAAUUUUGGUAAUUUAAGGACAGUGAAUGACAAUAAUGCAUUCAUAUUUCCAAAUUAGUUUCUUUCAAUGAAAAAAACUUCUGAAAUUUUUACUAAAAUUGCAGGUGUGUGUCUGGUGAAUUUUUGGCUAAAAUAUGUUUGAUUUUAAUUCAGUGGGUAGAAAAUCCAGAAAUUGUACUCAUGUAAGAGCAGCGAUACUUCAUGAUAAAAUUACUCAAGUAACAAUAGAAAGAAUAGCAUAGCAAAAAUAUUUCUAAAGGUAAUUUUCUUCAGUUAGUCAAUAAAUAUAAAUGAGUAAAUUACAUUUAUUGUGCAGUUUUGUUACGAAUAUUUUUAAGCAAUUAUCAAUAUUACUAAGUAAGAGCACAAUACACAAGUGUUGCUCUGAUUUUAACUACAGCCGCCAAUUCGUAUUUCCAAACACUAGAUGGCGCUCCUCUCCUUACUUACCCAGACCUAGACAAAAAUGUAAUGUCGAAGUAGAAAGCGCUGCGCAAAUGUGCUUUAACUGCAAACGAUUCUUGUGGUCAGAAGUGACAGCUAAUUUGAAAGAAUAUGUUUUAUAAAUCUACAAAGAACAGGAGACUCUGCAACUGCAAAACGUAAUGGGAACAAAAGAAUCUGUGGGUUCAGCCUGUCAGAGAUUAAAGCUUUUUGCAGUUUGCCAUCAGGAGUUUUCAAUUGGACAUGGAGGUGAAAACGAUUAAUCUCAGCUGUUUACAUAAAACUUAAUGAUAAGUAAUGUGCUUUUGACCAACAAUGAAGGGUGGAAGAUGCGGUUUUUAAAAAUCUUUCUGCUUACCAAGGACAGAACCUUUUACGUUAUCAUGAAAACAUAAAGAAAUUAAUGAUUAUUAUUAUUCAGUAAGAAAUAUUGUGCCUGAUGUAGCACAAUAUUGUGCUACCUCCCGCAUUUUGGAGGUGCAGAGUUGGCAAGCGCAGUACAUCUCAAAUCUUCAAGUUGAAUUUUUGAAACCAAAAAUCAUUAGCAACGUUUGGAUGAGCAAUGCUCAAAGUAUUAGCAUUUUCUGAAUCAUCCAGUUGUUAGCUAAACAGCUAGCUAACACUAGACUUGGAAAUAACCCACUCUGAUCGUUUUGUUGCAAUUCAUAAAAUGUUAACAACUUUUUGCUUUUUUAUUUUUAUUUUACUAGAAGAGCAUCCUAACAUUACAAGACAGUCAUUUAAAAAGCUUGGAUAAAUUUAUUAAAGCCUGACGAGACUUUCUGUGAUUCUUUCUCUGAAAUAGAUUCAGUCGUUUCCUGAAUCGUUUCAAAGAACUGCUAUUGAUAAUUUGGUGAUGAAGUGUUCGAAGACGAAGUAUUCCUUAUCUAUAAGACCAACACCAGAGUAGAACUUAAGAUGCUCAACAUCCCUCAUUUUAAGUUUUUGUUGGUUUUUGUGUAGCAGUUAACAUAAAAUUGCAACGUUAUCCUGGUAUUAUGUUGACUUCAUUUUCUCUCAACUUUAUUUUUGUGUUGCUAAAACUUUAUUUUGUUAAUAUUAUAACUUUAUUGUUGUGCCAAUUCCUGUGGCACGAGUAUUCAAUUGUUUGACCUGAAUCCAAAGUGUACAUAAAUAAACCGUAAAACACGCUUUUCAAACAAGAUGGCCGCCCUGACACCACCCUCCACUAUGUAAACACAAAGAGUGGUGAGAUCCAUGUUUUCAAAAAAAUUAAUUGUUUAAAAAAAUAGCAUUCAAUAACAACAAUCAAAGUUGAAUCCCAGGUUAAGCAGUAAUUCAAUUGUAAUUAAACGGCCAGUGAUGGUAUUUGAUUUGAUUUGUUUGGACUAGGACACCCAUGGUGUAAUGAAGGACUGUUGGAUUCUCCUGCAGCUGUCUGCACCCAUCAGAGAUCUCCAUCUGCACCAAAUUACUUGUUUUCACUGCUUGUAAAAUCUUUAAGUGCAUCCAAUGCAACAUUUCUGUUCCUCACUGCAAAAAUAUCGACAUCUGUUUUUGUUUAACUGCAUAUGUUUCCAUUCUUCUUGCACAUCGUGUUUGAUACCAUCAGUAACGGCGUCCAGGGGGGCCGAGAGGACUUUGAAGGUUUCUUUUCUCUUCUUUUUUUAUCGUUUUUAACAGUCUGACAGCAUUUCUUAAACUUGGGAUUGGAGCAGAAACUAAAGGCUGUGGGUUCACUUCUGGUGUUCCUCCAACUUAUUCCAACUACAGCUGAGUCGGAUGUGCCUGCAGCCCGAGAGGCAGAACAAUAGAUUUUUAUUUCAUUCUGGGUCCCAGGAAGAAUUUCAGAGGCUCUGCUGAAUGCCGUCAGCCUGGUGAGGAUGCCCUGCCCCACCGUUUUAGUCUGCAGCAUGCCACAGCAUGCCAAGCUCUUUCUAUAUAGGUUUGAAUCUCCUAUUCCUUUCUUUCUCUCUUCCUUUCUUUCUUCCUUUCCUUCUUUCUUUCUGGAAAUACUCUGUUUUUGUUUUUCAGUUGUGUGGAGAAAACAAUGAAAGUGUUUCAAAGAAAACA